AUGCUUCUGCUUUCUCUCCAACAGACACUGUUCCUUGUGGGCACCCUGCUCAUCCCCUCUGCAUUGGCAGCCCCAAGCACACCCUCCCUCCUCGACGCAUGCGGUCUCCUCGCCAACAAGAACGUCUCCUCCUUGUCCGCCACCGAUGUAGCGAAUUGCUACCAAGCCAUUCCUUUCAAUUCUAACCAAGCAAAGUCCACCCUCGAGACCGUCCAUACUCUCUUCAGGGACUACUACAUCUUUACCGAUGCGGCCCUGAACCCUCGCGCACUCAGGCCCUUCAAGAACGAACCCGUUGAUGUUUUGAAGCGAUUGGAGACGAUUGGCAGGACCAAGUAUACCAGCGACUUCCAGUUCCAUAUGGAUAUCCGUGCGACGAUUGAGGCGUUGAAGGAUGGGCAUGCGUCCUAUGAUGUGCACUGCUACGGCGCAUAUGCGUUCGUCAACCGUAUCGCUCUCCACGCCCCUGUCGUCAAUGACACCCAGCAACUGCGUGUGUUCCGCGACAUUCACGAUGACGAAUACAAGGGCUGCAUUGUCGAGAAGAUCAACGGACGACCAGCUUGGUCCUACAUGAAGGACUGGUCCACCAACGUCCUUGGCUACUCGCACGACCCCAACGCCCGCCUCAACAUUGCAUUAGCCACUCAGGUUUACAAGCCAGGCACGGGUCGGUUCCAUACCUUUGAUGGACUUUUCGCCACCCGCACCGUUCCCCCCGAGAGUGAUGCGAUCGAGUACCAACUCCGCUGUGAGGGGGCGUCGAAACCUGUUAAGGUUUUCGGGGAGUGGGUUGUUCAGCCUAUGAACGAGGAUUCCAAGUUUGAUAGCGUUGAGUCUUUUGUCAAGAAUGUCUGCCUUGCACCUGAGGAUGAUGGGUCUGUUCAUGGUCCUACCCCUGCUCCUGUCCUUAUUCUUACUCCCUCUCCCACAGGUCCCCAUCUUGGUCUUGACGUGCAAGAGUUCUCCGGUGCUGAAAAGAUCUUAGAAGGCAACGGCACAGUCUUUUACCACCUCAAGGAGCAGCCUCACAUUGGUGUCAUGGUUGUUCACAGCUUCGAUAUCGCCCCUACUGAGGUCGAAGGUGAGGUUGUCUUUGAGGGUCUCAAGGCCUUGCACUCCAGGAAUGUGACCAACCUUGUCAUCGAUUUCCAAGGAAACGUUGGUGGAUACGUCGAGCUCUCUGCCAUUGUUGUUCAGUUGCUUUUCCCGAACAAAAGUCCCCUUGACGUUCUGUUGCAGGCCGAUCAGCGAGUCACCAAGCCUCUGCAACAGGCAGCCUUGCAUGGAUACAAAGUCAACAACACCGAGUACAUGGAUGCUUCCCUCCUGGUGGACCUCAAGACCGGUCUCCCUUACAAGGACAACAGUAUUUUCUCGCGCCCCGUAACCUUGACCCGUAACGGGCGCAAAAACCUAUACACCGAGAGAACCGCCCUCGUUGUUCCUACCAUCUCCCAGUCCCAAGUCGACGUCGUCAAGACCUUUCCCUGGACCAAUAAUGCCAACAACAUCCGUGUCAUCACUGACGGGCGCUCCGGAUCCGCGACAGGUAUAACGACCUACUUACUGACGAGCGAGCACAACGUCGAGGCAUUCGUCGUCGGAGGCACCGCCGGUGAGGACAUGUCCAUGUUCUCCUUCGCUGGCGCGUCCGUCUUGGCACUCUCCGACAUCCAGCAGACGUACAAGGGUCUGGGUGCUGCCAGUCCCAUGAAGGAUGUCCCCUUUGCGAGCACGAUCCGGUUCUCGUGGUUGGAGGUGUAUGCCCGGAACAGUACUAUCCCCUUGGAGUAUGAUGCUGAGCGGUUCAGGACCAAGAACCAUUUGAACUAUUCAAUCGAGACGUCGUUUGAUAGGUCGGCAAUGUGGAAACAGCUUGCUGCCCUCUCUUGGAAGUAA
This is a messenger RNA of Linnemannia hyalina, 1902 nucleotides long. Lineage: Eukaryota; Fungi; Mortierellomycota; Mortierellomycetes; Mortierellales; Mortierellaceae. The record is from the annotation of a GenBank genome assembly.